This is a messenger RNA of Cucurbita pepo subsp. pepo (vegetable marrow), 2851 nucleotides long. Lineage: Eukaryota; Viridiplantae; Streptophyta; Magnoliopsida; Cucurbitales; Cucurbitaceae. The record is from RefSeq and is a predicted model, not a curated record.
UUCUGAAGUUCAGGCGGGAAAAAGAAAAACCCUUCUGCAAAGCUAGGUUACACGUCAGCCACUCACGCGCCGCCGUGCUGCGGCGGUUGAAACCCACUUCUAGACUGAAGCGCCACCUAACAACCUGAAAUACCUAUUUCCAUCAAUACGAUUGACCCAAAAACCAACAAUUGAAAUGAUUCACAAAUCGUUCAAGGACGCCAUUGCUCCCCUUAUACACAAAUCCAAAUCGCUGCAACAUCUCAAAGAAAUCCAUGGCCACCUUCUCAAGACCCACCUUCCUGAAAGUCCAUACGGUGUCGCACCUUUACUCGCCGUCGCUGCAACUUCCGGCGAUAAUGACGGUUCUUUCUUUUCUUACGCUUGUGCAAUUUUUAAGAACCUUCGGCAUAGGAAUACUUUCAUGUAUAAUUCGAUGAUCAGAGGGUAUGUUCUAUCGCGGGCUCCGAAACAAGCGAUUUUGUGUUACUUAGAUUUGAUUGAUCAAGGGCUUUUUGCUAAUAACUAUACUUUUCCGCCAUUGAUAAAAGCUUCCGCGUUAGUUUAUAGUGAAUUGAAGCGAGUAGGUUAUUUGGUUCAUGCCCAUGUUAUUGUUCUUGGAUAUGAGAAUGAUCCAUUUGUUGUGAGUACGCUUGUUGAAUUUUAUUCCUUAAUCGAUUUGAAAGUUGCACGCGUAUUGUUCGACAAAAGUUCUGUGAAGGAUGUGGUCGUGUGGACGGCGAUGGUUGAUGGGUAUGGGAAGGUGGGGGAUGUUGAGAGUGCUAGAGAACUGUUUGAUGAAAUGCCUGUGAGGAAUGUAAUUUCUUGGAGUGCCAUGAUAGCUGCUUAUUCUCGGGUUAGUGACUUCAGAGAGGUGCUUUGUUUGUUUAGACAAAUGCAAGAGAAGGAUAUUAAGCCUAAUGAAUCAAUUACUGUUAGUGUUCUUACUGCUUGUGCUCAUCUUGGUGCUAUAACACAAGGACUUUGGAUGCACUCUUAUGCCAAGCGCCACCGUUGGGAAUCGAACCUGAUAUUGGCUACUGCAUUGGUUGAUAUGUAUUCAAAAUGUGGUUACAUUGAAUCAGCAUUAGCAGUGUUUGAGGGCAUUUCAAAUAAAGAUGCAGGGGCAUGGAAUGCAAUGAUUUCUGGAGUUGCAAUGAAUGGGGAUGUGACGAAAUCGCUCGAGUUAUUUGAUAAAAUGAUUCUCAACGGAACUCAGGCUACAGAAACUACAUUUGUAGCUGUUCUUGCUGCUUGUACGCACGCCAAGAUGGUCGACACGGGCCUUAAAUUGUUUGACCAAAUGUAUACUGUUUAUGGGGUUCAACCUCAAUUCGAGCAUUAUGCUUGUGUGGUUGAUCUUAUGGCUAGAGCAGGUAUGGUAGAGGAUGCUGAGGAAUUUAUAGAGAAGAAAAUGGGAGGCUUUAGUAAUGUGGAUGCCAAUGUGUGGGGAGCAAUGCUGGGUGCUUGUAGAAAAUAUGGGAAUAUUGAAGUUGGGAACAGAAUUUGGAGAAAGCUUUUAGCUAUGGGUGUAACAGAUUGUGGUACGCAAGUCCUUUCAUACAACAUCUAUGCUGAAGCUGGAUGGGAAAUGGCGGCGAAGGAGGUAAGGAAAAAUUUAUCAGAAACCAGGUCGAAAAAAACGCCAGGUUGCAGCGUGUUGGAGGUCGAUGGUGCAGUUCAAGAGUUCCUUGCAGGCGAUCUCUCUCAUCCUCAAGUGCAAGAUAUAUGUGAAAUGCUUGGUUCUCUUUCUAGAAUGGUGAAGUGGGAGACCCUUGGUCAAGUAAUUUAGAAAUUGCUUCAAACAGGAGAUGAAAGUCUUUUAGAAGGUUCACAUAAUUGCAAGUCUGCCCUUUGUUGGGAAAAAGUUGUGCUUUAAGAUGGAGAACGCACAUUGUCAUGGCCAACGUAAGGUCAAGACAUUUAUUCCGAGGUCGGAGGUUCAAAUCCUCACUCCCAUAAUUGUUGUUCUAAAAAAACCAAGGUAUGACGAGAUAGGGAUGGAUAUUGGCAAGUUACAAGUUUUGCCGGUUAAUUUCGAUUUGCAGUUCAUUGUUAUAUACCAAGUAAAACGAUACAGAUUCUUGUGACUCAUGUCUUUCAUCUCUUUUUACCCGUAGAUCGCUUAUACUUGAAGGGUAUUCUCGUGUCAUCCAUUUGUAGAAGUCAUUGGGAGACUGUGAGAUCCCACAUCGGUUGGGGAGGAGAACGAAUCAUUCUUUAUAAGGGUGUGGAAACCUCUCCCUAGUAGACACGUUUUAAAAACCUUGAGGGGAAGUCCGAAAGGAAAAAGCCAAAGAGGACAAUAUCUGCUAGCGGUGGACUUGGGCUGUUACAGAGACCUUUAGCAAAUCAUCUUCACGGCAUUUCCAAACGAACACUUACUUGCGCUGAGUAAUUAGAGGUUCGCUACUCUGGACGAUUAGGAGGUUGCUAUCUGGUGCCUGCAAAAUCAAUAGAAGAAACCAUAGGUUGGUGGAGCCAAUCUUGCAGGGUGGCCCCAAUCUCCAGCUUGGAUUCGAGGAAGAAUGCAUCAAAUUAUGGAAAAGAGUUCUAAAUAUGCUGUCCUUUUGUUCUUGAUCUGAAACUUUUCUUACUGUCUGUGCUCGGUCAAUGGCAAGUCAUUAGAGACCGUUUUGGUUAAAUUACAAAUUUAGUCCAAGAAUUUUGAGGUCGGUAUUUAUUUGUUCUCUGAACCUUCAGAGGUGUUUGAUAGACCCUUGAACUUUAUUUUUUCUGAUUAAGUUACCCGAUCAAGAGACCCAAAGGUUGUAUUUAUUAUGUACACUUGUCUAGCUCAGUUUAACCUUGUGCUCAUGGAUCGAGCCCUAUUAUGGGUAAUUUUUUAUUUUUAUUCUUUAAAUUGUUGGCA